Molecule: messenger RNA, 1851 nt
Organism: Musa acuminata AAA Group (dessert banana)
Lineage: Eukaryota; Viridiplantae; Streptophyta; Magnoliopsida; Zingiberales; Musaceae
Product: probable beta-1,3-galactosyltransferase 2
Exons: 13
Coding region: 367-1605 (412 amino acids)
Cellular component (GO): Golgi membrane
Molecular function (GO): galactosyltransferase activity
Source: RefSeq, a predicted model, not a curated record
GUUCCGACACAACCAUUUCUUUUGGCUACGCGCCUCAGCGCGACCAUGGUCUCUCACAGUUUCAGGUCCCACCCGCAUUGCCUCUCUUCCGAAUGAUAAGGCAGCUCGUGGGAGCUGGUGUGUGAAACGGGUAGAAGUAGAACAUUUCUUGAAAAAGGUAAAAGCACGUCAGAGAUGCCUCAGCAGCAGCAGAUGAGCCGGCGAUUUAAGAAUGAGCUUAAGACCGACAAAGGAAUUGCAAGCCUCCGGCAUCGACAUCUCCAGCACCAUCUGCUACAGAUCUGGGACGGUCGGGCCUCACGCUCCUCGGAUGCGACGUCUCUCGAGGAGGAUUUGAGAGGGUGAGGAGGAGGAGAGGAGGUAGUGAUGAGUUCGAAGAGCAAAGGAGGAGGAGAUACUGUGGCGAGGAGAUGGACCCUUCUGCUUUGCCUGGGAAGCUUCGUCACUGGCCUCCUCUUCACCAACAGAAUGUGGACGGUGCCUGAAGCAAAAGAUAUAAUCAGAGCAAACAAGGCCAAAGAACAUAGAGAAGAGCUCGUUGUAGAAGGAUAUUAUUCAAAAAUAAUGGACCAGAAGGAAGAGGCGAGAAAAAUUCUGGGGGAAGAAGGCUCAACAACUGAAGAUGACCUUCAAAUGCUAAAUAAAGCAAUAUCAAACUUAGAGAUGGAGCUAGCAGCAGCAAAGAUGGCACAGGAGUCUAUACUCAAAGGUUCUCCUAUUCCACAAGAACUGAAGGUUAUUAAAACAAGAAGACACAAAUAUUUUAUGGUUAUAGGAAUUAAUACUGCUUUUAAUAGCCGCAAACGAAGAGAUUCAGUUCGUGAUACGUGGAUGCCACAAGGUGAAAAAAGAAAGAAGCUAGAAGAAGAGAAGGGCAUUGUCAUCCGCUUUGUUAUCGGUCAUGGGAACACAAGGCAUGAAAGCACUACUCAGGAUAUGCUCUUGAUUUUAGCUGUGCCACUUCUGGUGGAAUUCUGGAUAGAUCAGUUGAAGCUGAGGACAAAAAGCAUGAAUCAUGUUGAAGGAUACCUAGAGUUAUCAGCCAAAACAAAAACAUAUUUUGCCACCGCUUUCUCUUUGUGGGAUGCAGAGUUCUAUGUUAAAGUUGAUGAUGAUGUACAUGUGAAUAUAGCAACAUUGGGAAAUACUUUAGCAAGACAUCGUUUGAAACCUCGAGUAUAUAUUGGAUGCAUGAAGUGUGGUCCUGUCCUUGCUCGAAAGGGGGUGAGAUAUUAUGAACCUGAACACUGGAAGUUUGGAGGGGAUGGCAACAAAUACUUCCGACAUGCUACUGGUCAAUUGUAUGCCAUUUCGAAUGAAUUGGCCGCCUAUAUAUCCAUAAACCAGCAUAUACUGCACAAGUAUGUGAACGAGGAUGUAUCACUAGGAUCUUGGUUCAUAGGAUUAGAUGUUGAGCAUAUUGAUGACCGCAAACUAUGCUGUGGCACCCUACCUGAUUGUGAGUGGAAGGCCCAGGCAGGCAACACUUGUGUCGCCUCAUUCGAUUGGAGCUGUAGUGGUAUCUGUGAUUCUGUUGAUAGGAUCAAGGAAGUUCAUCAGCGUUGUGGCGAAAAUGAAAGCACAAUCUGGAAUGCAGUUUUUUGAUCAGUGUAUCCCUCUUAAUUGGGUAGAGGCUAUACUGUUGUAAAACUGUAUAUGUGUAUCAAUAGGAAAUGUAUGUUUGGUAGGGGAAUUGUAGUGGAAUGGUCUUUGGAAACGGCUCUCCAUUUUUACUAGAGAAGGCCCUAAAUCCAAAAUGGGGUUAGGUUGGGUGAAUGUGUUGUUUCCGAGCACAUUCUUUACAAUGUACUUGACAUUGUCUGUCUAAUCUCAUACAUAUGAUUACUGGUA